AUGAAGUAAAAUAAUAAAAAUUAACACAACACACUCUCUCCUUUUCUCGCUCUUUUUUCUUUUUCUUGUCUCAGAAACUCCAUUGUCUCCAACAGUGAACUGAUCUCACAAAAACCCUCCGAUUUAGGGUUUUCAAAAUUCCAUUGUUCACAUUAUUCGUCUUCUGCACUCUCUCUUUCCCUCGCCUUUUGUUUUUGAUAUCUGAUUCGAAAUUAAUAGAGAAAGAGAAAGAGAUAGAGAGAGGCUACUGUAUUUUGUGUUUGCUCGGACAUGGAGUAUUACGGAGUGGUGGUGGCAUUUUGAGUAAAUAAAGGAUGAAACAAGGGGCAGGAUUGGGAAUCAAUGGGAGUGGCCAAGUCCUGGAGGUUUAGCGUUAUAUCGGCGAACCUGGCGCUGUUACAGCAACAAAACGGUAACCAUAGCUCUAACAGAGGCGGCGGUAAACACCACCACCACCACCACCACCAUCACAGUCACAAUGAGUGGUGGAGAUCCUCUGGGACGCAGCAGCGCAGGAAGAUCCCGUGGUCGCUAGUUUGCGGGAUAAUGUUGUUCGUUCUGGGCUUGAUUUCGCUGUUCACUGGACACAUGGCGUCCUGGUAUUCUCACAGACUUAUCACGCGGGAGACAGACCCACUGGAAAGGAUUCGGCGAGAACCCAUUGAUAUAUGGAAAUCCAAGUACUCAAAUUUCUAUCAUGGAUGCAGUGAAAGAGGAAGAAAUUUUGCCCCUGCCAAACGGGAGAAGUCAUCAAAUGGCUAUUUGCUUAUUGCAGCUAGUGGAGGGCUGAACCAACAAAGAACAGGAAUAACUGAUGCUGUAGUUGUUGCGCGGAUUCUUAAUGCUACAUUAGUUGUUCCAGAGCUCGAUCAUCAUUCAUAUUGGAAGGAUGAUAGUGAUUUUGUCAACAUUUUUGAUGUUGAUUGGUUCAUUUCCUACCUCGCAAAAGAUGUGACAAUUAUCAAAAGAGUUCCUGAUAAAGUCAUGCGAUCAAUGGAAAAACCUCCGUAUACCAUGCGUGUCCCAAGAAAAUCCCCCCCUGAGUAUUACCUAGAUCAAGUUCUGCCCAUCCUAUUGAGGAGACGUGUUGUACAAUUGACAAAGUUUGACUAUAGGCUUGCAAAUGACCUUGAUGAAGAGCUACAAAAGUUGCGCUGCCGAGUUAAUUAUCAUGCUUUAAGAUUUGCAAAACCCAUACAAGAUAUUGGCCAAAGACUUGUUAUGAAAAUGAGAAAGAUGGCAAAACGUUUUAUCGCAAUCCACUUGAGGUUUGAACCUGAUAUGCUUGCAUUUUCUGGAUGUUAUUAUGGUGGGGGAGAGAAAGAGAGAUUUGAGCUUGGUGCAAUAAGAAAGAGAUGGGACACAUUACCUGAUUUAAGUGCAGAGGAAGAGCGGGCAAGGGGGAAAUGUCCACUUACUCCUCAUGAAGUGGGGUUGAUGUUGCGUGCCCUUGGAUUUGCUAAUGACACAUACAUCUAUGUUGCAUCUGGAGAAAUAUAUGGUGGAGAAGAGACUCUGCGGCCACUCAGAGAACUCUUUCCAAACUUCUACACAAAGGAGAUGCUUGCUAAUGAAGAACUGAAGCCUUUUCUUCCAUUUUCUUCUCGCCUGGCAGCCAUCGACUACAUUGUCUGUGAUGAAAGUGAUGUUUUUGUCACCAAUAAUAAUGGAAACAUGGCCAAGAUUCUUGCCGGUCGAAGGAGGUAUGCAGGGCAUAAGAGGACCAUUAGGCCAAAUGCAAAAAAGCUCAGUGGAUUGUUCAUGCAAAGGAAUGAGACAGACUGGGAUACAUUCGCGAAAAGAGUGAAAGCAUGCCAGAGAGAAUUUAUGGGAGAGCCGAACGAGGGGAAGCCUGGACGAGGUGAGUUCCACGAAUAUCCAUCUCCUUGCAUAUGUGAGAAACCAUUCAGUAGUGAUGAAAGCAGCAAUGAUGAAACUCGCCUGUUAGACCAAGUUCCUGUAAACUCAAAAUUUCCAUCCAAGUACGUUGAGGAGAAUCAAGGAGACAAAAGCCAUGGAAGGUCAAAAGAAGAGAAGGCAUGGGAGAACUUGUACCUCUAAAGGGAUAUUGAGGAUGAUAAAAAUUUCCAGACUAAGGUAACUGAAGAACUAAGCCCAGAAAUAUGCGGUGGCUUAAUUUAAUUUUAUAUUGAUCAGAUUUUCUGAGACAGUUGAAGGCUCAGUCAUUUCGUCUCUUCAGCUUGCCAACCUUCUGAUGCUGGUAUGAAAUUUUAUUCCCCAGCAUUACAACUGAAGCUUGCUAAAAUGUCAGUAAUCUGGGUUCUUGUGGCUACAAGGAACAAAUUGAAUUUGUGUACAGAAAUGAUCUUUGAUGAGUUGCAAUUGUUCAUAAAAUAGUUUUGCUAGGUACACGUCUUAGGUAUGCCAGAAAUUAAAGUUUCGACUUCGUAAGUUGCAUUAUUAUUAAAAUUUAUCAUUUUAUGUCUUUCUCUUUUUCAUUGUGGUUCAGAUGAUCCAAUGAAAUUAGCUUUGUUGAUAA
Messenger RNA from Jatropha curcas, 2500 nucleotides. RefSeq names its product O-fucosyltransferase family protein. Lineage: Eukaryota; Viridiplantae; Streptophyta; Magnoliopsida; Malpighiales; Euphorbiaceae. The record is from RefSeq and is a predicted model, not a curated record.